Messenger RNA from Trypanosoma rangeli, 438 nucleotides. RefSeq lists its product as uncharacterized. The transcript has a single exon. NCBI's taxonomy places the organism in Eukaryota, Euglenozoa, Kinetoplastea, Trypanosomatida, Trypanosomatidae. The record is from RefSeq and is a predicted model, not a curated record. The coding region runs from base 1 to 438 and encodes 145 amino acids.
AUGCGGCUCUCGAUCCAGCGGAAGGGUUUGUCUGCAGGGAGUGAUGUGCGGGGUCUCCAGUGGCUUCGGAGAACGUUGCAGAACUUUUUAAAUGAGAUGAGCAAGCACCUUGCAGUCCCAGCCGACUCGCAUAACUUCAAAGCUGGGGAAGGUUCUGAUGUCGGCUAUAUGACGGUGGAGUCAUUUGCGUUGUUGCAUAAAUCUUCAUCUUUGUUUCCACAUGAGUUCUCCUUUGGUGGAGUGCGGGCAGCUUUUCUAAGUUUUCUAACCCUGAAAUGGGGUGAGGGUGCCCUUGUUUGUCAAGCAGCUACAGGCCUAUCGCGUGCCCUGCAACAACAUCGAUGCCAUGAUGUGGGGGUUCAUCUCUUCAGUUUUUUUUUCUCCUGCAGAAGGUACGAUGAAAAGGGCUUUGGAUUAUUAUUUUUCUUGCAGUGGUAG